AUGGUUCGUCAUAAGAAAGACAAGUUCCGCGGUGGGAAGGGCAACCCUCGUCCUCGAGCACGCCCCGACCAAGACGAUCCUGACAAUGCCGACUCGGCGCCACCACCAUUCAAAGCCGCCUGCUGGGACCUGAACCACUGCGAUCCGAAGCGAUGUUCGGGGAAGAAGCUCAUCAAACUCGGCCUCAUGCGCGACCUCCACAUGGGCCAACGACACAACGGCGUCAUCAUCACACCCAACGGGAAGCGCACCCUCUCGCCCGCCGACAGAGAACUCAUGGACCAGUAUGGCGCUGCUGUCGUGGAAUGCUCCUGGGCACGAACACAAGAAGUACAGUGGAGCAAGGUCGGAGGUAAAUGCGAGCGACUGCUGCCAUACCUCGUCGCCGCCAAUUCCGUCAACUACGGCAAGCCCUACCGGCUAAACUGUGUCGAGGCCCUGGCCGCGGCCUUCUACAUUUGCGGCCACCCCGAUUGGGCUGAAUACAUUCUGCGACCAUUCAACUACGGCGAAUCCUUCCUCAAUAUCAACUCGAAACUACUUAAGAAGUAUGCCGCUUGUGCAGACGAGGAGUCGCUCAAGCAGACAGAGAGGGAGUGGUUGGAGCGCCUGGAGCGGGAGCAUGCUGAGAGCAGGGAGAAUGUUGAUGACGACGAUUUGUGGAAGGGAGGCAAUCUCAAUCGAAGAGAAGUUGUCGACUCGGAUGACGAGGAGGAGGAGGACGACGACGAAGGUGAUGCCGAGGGCCAAGAGAGAGACGGCGGCAGCGUGGAUGGUAUAUAUCUAGGAAAGAAGCCAGCUCAGUGGCCAAAGCCUGGAGACAACGUAGCACACCAGGAGGCGGAAGGGAAGAGCAGAGACCCUUUCGAUAUCUCGGACGACGAUGAUGACGAGGCCGAGAUGGAGGAGAUCCGGCGCAAAGUGCUGGCGUCGAAACCGUUUGCCAAUCCCGAAGAUUCGGAGCGCAGAUCAAAACCACAGGCAAUACCUCCGCCUCAACCGCAAAAGUACCAAGUCGAUUCCGAUAUAGAGCCAGACUCGGAUAACGGGGAUGAAGAUGAGGACGACACGUUCGACAAUAUCAUCGACGCAACCCCCGUCACCGACAGAGUCGGGCUGGCGAAGCUAGAGAAGGAGAGGGCAAAAGUGACCACCGAACGCCGAACCUUUACGGCAGGCGCUGUGUCUGCACCCAAGAGGUGGUAA
This is a messenger RNA of Anthostomella pinea, 1206 nucleotides long. Lineage: Eukaryota; Fungi; Ascomycota; Sordariomycetes; Xylariales; Xylariaceae. The record is from the annotation of a GenBank genome assembly.